AAUUCUGUGCACAAAAUCACUGGGAAACUGCACUGCACCAUCUCUUUAAUUCUUUUACCAUAUUCCAAUCCAAAUUCAAUUCCUAGAAAGUACCUUUCUUCUUCCUCAGUCCUUCCUUCUUCCUGCACAAUACACACACACACACAUAUAUAUAUAUCCGAGGAUUACUUUCAUUUUGUGACAGAACUGAUGAAACCCUAAAAAAUCAAUUUAGUCAUUGAAUCCAUAUAAUUUCGUGUGCAAUAAGUGUUUUUCAAAUUCUAAGUAGCAUGGAAAGGGCGAUAAAUUCGAAAUUAUCGAUUGAGGUUACCGUUAUAUCGGCGGAGGGUUUAUUGGUGAACCGGAAGCCGCCGGGGAAGAAGAAGAACCUUUUCGUGGCGGUUCGAUCUGAUCCGUACGAUUGUCGAUUGACGGCGGCGGAUAAGGACGGAGGGAGCAACCCGAGAUGGAACCAGAAGCUGGAGAUGGACCUCCCAAUUAACGUCCGAUACAUCACGGUAGCGGCAUAUUCCGGCAGAAAUCUCAUAGGGACGGCGACUGUUCCCGCCGCCGACUUCUCCGGCGGCCACCUCCCGGAGAAUCAUUUGAGCUUUUUAAGUUACAGGCUGAGGGAUGAUAACGGAGAGAAGAAUGGAAUUAUUAAUUUGUCGGUCAAAGUGAAGGGACACGUUGGGAAAUCCUGCGCCGCCGCCGUAGGGUGUUCGGAGCAGCCGUGGAAGGGAGUUCCGGUGGACGGCAAGGGUUCCGGUACUCAUGGGAUUGUGACAGGAAUUCCUGUUUCGUAUAGGUACUCUUCUUAGCGAGUCCCGGAGCCGGACUCCCUAGCUAGUAAAGUAAAGAGUAUGCAUCCCCGGGAGUUAAACUCCCAGGAUUACCGAAUCAGCAUGUUACAUUUCUCUCGUCUGUCUGUAUCCUCAAUUUGAAAAGGUCAAAAUAUGGAUGGCUAAAUGUGUAUAUAUUACAUACUUAAGGGGCACUAAUGAAAAAACAUGUAUAAACAAUUCAUCUAUUUCAUCUCCAUCUGUGAAUUCA
This is a messenger RNA of Andrographis paniculata, 1032 nucleotides long. Its product is annotated as BON1-associated protein 2-like. The record is from RefSeq and is a predicted model, not a curated record. Gene Ontology annotation, biological process: defense response. NCBI's taxonomy places the organism in Eukaryota, Viridiplantae, Streptophyta, Magnoliopsida, Lamiales, Acanthaceae. The coding region runs from base 270 to 800 and encodes 176 amino acids. The transcript has a single exon.